Molecule: messenger RNA, 4204 nt
Organism: Pogona vitticeps (central bearded dragon)
Lineage: Eukaryota; Metazoa; Chordata; Lepidosauria; Squamata; Agamidae
Source: RefSeq, a predicted model, not a curated record
GGGCCCUGCUUCUCCCAGCACGGAGGCUGAGGACCACCAGAUGCCGGCGCUGGGGACCCUCCCUUGGGCGGCCCCCCUUGUGUGGCUGGAGCAGAUCCUCCCGGACUCCCCUCUCCUCGAAGACCUGCGGCGAAGCCUCCCGUGGCCUCUGCCGCGGCCCGAUCCGAGCGCCGGAGCCUCUCCCUCCUUUUUCUCUGGACCGAUCUGGGCCCCUCCUCUAAGCCUCCCCAAGGAGAAGGGGGAGGUCUCGGUGUCCCCUACGGGCCUCCCGGAGGCCGGUGGGAUUGUGGCCCCAGAGGAGGAAGGCCCUGGGGGUCUGCGGGACGAGCCUCCCCCCACCCCGGACGUGGUGGCUUCUCCGGAGGUCCGUCCACCCGCGUCCGUCCCGCCCGAGGGUCUUACGAGCAUCUUCUUCUGCUUGGAGGAGAAAUCUCCCCCCUUAGAGCAAAGCGGGGCCUCCAAGCGCACCCUGGUUCCCGCUUCGGAUGCAGAGACUCCGGGACCCCCUCCGUGCCUUCCGGAGGCCGGUUUGACCCCAUCUGAAGAAGGAGCGCCUUCCCCCGCCUUGGAAAAAGAGGGGGACCCCAGCACCCCGCUCUUUGUGGCUGCUGGGGAGGUCUUGAAUUCUCCCCCACCCUUCCCGGAGGCUGGAGGGCACUUCUCCUGCCCAGAAGAAAGCUUUGUUUCGGAACAGGGGGUGGGCACCGAUAGGCCCGGGUCGGCGGCUUCUGGGGAGACCCUGCGUUCCCCCCCAGGCCUCUCAGAGGCGGGUGUGAGCACCUCCCUGCAAUCAAGCGCCCCCCUUUUGUGGCAAGGCGAGGGGGCUGGUGGCGGCCCCGCUUCACCCCUCUCUCCAGAGGUCUCGGCGUCUCCUCUGGGCCUCCUCGAUGCUCCAAGGACCGGCUCCUCGGAGGGGAGGGCUCUCGUCCCGGGACAGGGAGGGUGUGGCGGCACCCCUCUGGCCACGGGGUCUGCGGCAAGCUGGGGGGCUCUGGGGAACCUCCCGGAGGUUGGGGACACCCCCUCAGCAGAGGUGGAAGACUCCGUCUUGCAGCGGGAGGGGGAAGCGGGGAGCGUUGCCCCCAAGCCGUUUGGGCUGACCCCACCGUCGCCUCCAGCCCUGCUAGAGGCCAGCGUGGACGCUUCUCUGGAGCAAGAAGUCCCUGUUUUGCAUGACGGUGAAGGGACAUGGGUCUCCCCCACGCCAGCGGGGUCUGUGGAGACCCGGAUGCCCUCCACUUUGAGCCUUCUGGAGGCCGGGAUGGGCCUCUCUCUGGUGGAGAAAAGUCUCCCUUGGCAGCAGGCCGACUCUGCCCCCUCGCCCAUCGGUGGGGCGUCUCCGAGAGUCUCCAAGGCUAGCGCGCACACCUCCGUGGAGGAAAAACUUCCCCUCUGGCCCCAGGACGCCUGCACCAGCACCCCGCUCUCCCUGGCCCCGGCAGCCGCCGGGACCUCCCUUCCAAACGGCCCGGAGGCUGGCCGGACUGUUUUCCAGGAGGAAAAAGGUCGUGUCUCGUGUCACAGCGAGAGCUCCCGGAUCCUGCCCCUCGGCUGCCACUGCCAUGGCUUCUGGACGUCCCCUCUGAGCCUCCUGGAGGCUGGGCCAGGUGAAUCUCCGGAGCCGAGACCCUCCGUCUUCUUCUCGGGGCGAAAGGGCGCCGGCGUGCCCGCGGUCCGUACAGCGUCUGCAGAGGCCCAGGAAAGCCUCCCGGGUGCGUCGGUGCCCGGCCCAAACACACCUUCCCUCCAGCGUCAGGAAAAGGGGGUCAGCGUCACUCCCGUCCCCACGGUGUCGGCCGCCACCUGGACCUCCCCUCCGGCCUGCCUGGACGCCGGCGUGAACACCUCCGCGGAGGAAAAAGCCGUCACCAAAGACAGCACGGCCGAGACGGACUCUCUCCUCUGGCAUUGCUCCCGGGAGCAGCUGAGCGGCCUGUCCAGAGGGGAGCUGGAAGGGCGCCUUGAGAGCACCCUUAUCAUCAUGGAGGCCCUCUCACGCCAGAUACGGGCUGGUCGGGAUCUCUGGCAGCCGACGGGAGCCGUGGGGCCGGCAGACCAGAGAGAUGUGUCUACUCAGACUCCCGUGUCGGAUCCUAAACAGGAGGAGCAGCUCCAUCGGGAUUUCUGCGCGGGCCUCGGGCGGCGAUUCCAGACCUUGCGACGGAGCCGCGAGAGCCAGCAGGAUCUGGCCCGGCUGCUGGCGGACGCCCUGGGCGAACUGAGGGCUCUUUCUCUGGGGUCCUGGAAGUCUGUCGAAGAGGGAGACGCCCGUGCGGCCGCCUUGCGAAACCGCUAUGCCCAGAUGCGGCUUGACUAUGAGGCCUUCAGGAGUUUGAUCUCCAGAUGCGCCGUCAAGAUGCAGCAGAUGGCGAAGGACGUGCGAGCUGCCCGGGAGGAGACGGAGCAGCACCGGGAGGUGUGCCAGAAGUUGGAGGAGAGGACGGUGGAGGUGGUGGCCGCGUUGGGACGCGUGAAUGAGCUGGUGGAGGCCAACGCUGGCCUGGAGAAAGGGCUGGCGGCCGCCCUGCAGAGAGCAACCACGGCUGAGGGCGAGCAGCAGCAGCUGCACCUAGAGGCGAAGGGCCUUUCCCAGCAACUGGUGGAAAAACAGGACACAAUCCGGACGCUGGAGGAGGCUGUGGCGCGGCUGUCACGGGAGAAGGAAAGGGCCGAAAAGGAGCGCACGGCAGCUCAGCAGGACGCUCGUGAAAUGUCCGACUGCCGAGAGUUCAUGGAGCAGGAGAAUCAGAUCACUCGCCGUCAACUGGCCGAAACGGAGGAGGAGCUGAGGACCACCCUGGCCUCCCUGAGGGAACGCACCAUGCACCUCGAGGACCUCAAAGACGCCCACGCCGCCCUUCAAGAGGAACGGGAGGCCCUCGGCAGGCGUCUGGCCAGCUCCGAGGCCGAGCUCCAGAGCAUCCAAGCCCACCUGGAGGCAUUUGCCAGGUCUUUGCAGCAGAUCAGAGCGGUUCACGCAGAAUUCCUGGGCGUGGCCGACACUCUCCGGAUGGCGCUGCCGGGCGAGGCGGUCGACGCAGCCCCGCGGAGCAGCUGCUACACUCCGACCUGGCGCACUCCGCACCGUUCGGGAGCCUCCUUAGUGGACAGUGUCCUGAAGGCUGUGGCAGAGAAAGGUUCGGAGACCCCGGGCAUCUGGAGCGCGACCACGGCGUUUGCGAAGGCCACCCCCGCGCUCCCCCCGACCCCAUCAGGUGCUGCAAGCGACGGGUUGCUCCCUCGCUCCCCUUCCUGGGCUCUGGGACUCCCAGAGGUUGUUUUGGAGGCAAGCGGGCAAUGGCCCCCCCUUCCCCCCUUUCGAAUCAGGAUUCGAAUCCGGGGCUUCCGACCUCUGAACCCGCUGAGAAGCUUAGCUCUCCCCCUUUUCCUUACGGGAGGGAAACAGGCCUCCUUGCCUGCAGAGCAGGUGGGCGAGGUGUUGAAAGGGCUUGUUUGUGUGUGCACACGUGUUCCCACGGCAGACAUCCAAGAGGACCUUGCCGCCUGUGUCCAGGACCUGAAGGAGGUGGCAGCCCAGAUCCGCCUCCUGAGCUCCCAGCGCCAGAAGGUUGUGCGAGAGGAAGCCCAAGGCCUGCAAGCCAAAAUCGCUCAGCUCCAGCAGCGCUCGGAUGACCUGGAGAGCCAGCUCCAGGCAGAGAGAGAGGCUGGGGCGGCCAGCCUCGCCAAGAUGCACAAGGCCCUCCAAGUGCGGAUCCAGAACGAGAAGGAACUGCAGGAGGCCGUAAGACAGCAGGAGGAGAGGAUGCGGAGUCUGCUUGACCACAGGUGGAAAGUCAGUAUUUUGGAGGAGGAGGUCUCCCAGCUGAAGUACGCGCUCCAGAAGUCCGAGACGGAAACCUCGGUCCUGUGGGAAGAGCUGCGCGGCACCAAGGAGCCAGACACGGAUUGGGUCAAGGAGAAGAUGUGGCUGAGACAGGAGGUGGGGAAACUGAGGGACCUGCUCCUUCGGAAGGACGAGGAGCGCGUGGAGCUGUCUACCAGUUACCUGUGCCAGGUGAGAAAGCUGGAAGGGCAGCUGCACCAGGCGAAGCAGGCCUUGAAGAAGCACGAGAAGGCCGAGGCGGAGAUGAAGGAGGUCCUCUCCACCUUCCAAGCAGACGUAGCUGGCCUCCCGGAGGUGCGGCGCCUCAUUGAGCUCCUGCCAUGAGCGGCCAACGGAAGGAAGGGUGGAAGGGUGUACCGG